AGCUCCAGCACAACUUCAAUAGCCUACGGCACUACAAGCUACAACCACUACACCUCACACACCAUUGACAACAAACCGAACAAGUAACGAACGCGUCAGGCGGCUCAGGCUAACGUUGGCUCAGGCUUCCUGCACCUGCGAAUUUUUAAAGUACAGAUAUGUAAAUUUUGCCGACGAAUACGUGCCUUUCUUUUGUUUUAGGGGGGGGAUUUGAGCGCCGAUUUGCAUGAGGUGCGAGAAUUCCUGUCGGGGUUGUUUUUUUCUUGUAUGACGCAAGGAAACCAACAGGAAACCUCUAUGCUGGAGUCGUCUUUUUUUCUUUAUUUGAUUUACUAUGUGAUCAAGUACGACGACCCAAUGGACGUGACUUUCAUUAUCGAAUGCUUGAACGAGAACGUUAUUCGUGAAUUCUAUAUGAGUCUGCGUUCUAUCCUGGAUCCCUACAACUGUAAGCUUCGCCCCAAUUCACAACUUUUCAUGCUUAGACAUAACAUCCCGUCUAUCAAGGACGUUAAUUCUGGUUCGAUGACCGAUAACAUCAAAAACAAGAACGAUGGCAAAAAGACAGCCAUUGGCUUUCACCACGUCAGUCGCCACACGACACCGAUUCCUAAAACCAGCGGUCGUUGUUCCAAAAAGAUUUUCGCCUUUCACUUGGCAAAUUUUUACAACUCCGGGGAAGAUGUUAACUUUGCAGUCAAAUAUCUGUCUCCUCAGAUGUUCACCAAAGUUUUUGGAUCUCUGCUUAGAGUUUUUGAAAAAACUAACGUUGAUUUAACCGAAUCGCUUAUUCAGAUGUGGACGAAGCAAUGUUUCAGUGCUGUAUUCAAUUCGGUAAAUGUAAUUUCUAACGUGGUGCCGUCUGUGGACGCAUUUCGAGAAAGAACUAAAAAUAACGACGAGAUCGCGCAGAUAGAAAAGCUUGCCGACUCCAUCAAUCCGUGGAGUAGUGGCGAAACUUUGGCGGUGGCUGCAGCGACCGUUCAAGACGAGGACCACUGGAAUGCGUGGCUUCAAAUCCCCCGCAAUCGUGCAACGAACAAGAAACUGAAAGGGGAUAUGAAUGAGGGAGAGCCUAUAAGCCAAUGCUAUCAUAAUGCCAAUGAAAAUGUAGAGUCUUUUACUCAUGACGAAACCCAUGUUAUUCAAAAUGGCAAAGAAGAUGAAAAGACUGAUGAAAAGUUCGUUGCUGCUGGGGAAGACCACGUGAGCUAUGAACAUCAGGACACAUCGCAAGAGAACAAUCAUCUAAUAAACAGUCCGAGUACUCCACUUCAAGAUGAAAAUUGGAACAACCCACUCACGUUACAAGAUGUUAUAAUGCAGUGUGAUUUACCAGUUCUCGGCAAUGGAGAUGAGGAGCAAUUCAACUUCGAUGACGUGGAUUUAUGUAAGUUUAUAUAUUAUUUAUUGCUAGAAUGCAUUUAUAACUUUUAUUUGUUUUUUACAGGCACUCCGAGACCAGUCAUUCAUCCAGAAAACACAUCCAGAAGUAAAUGGAAGCAAAGAUCAUUCGACGCAGAUUUGGAUUAUGAAGUUUAAAAAGAACGCAGUCUACUCUAUUUUGAAUCAUAAGUUUUUGGGACUGUAAAGAACUGAAAAAAAAUGUCAUG
Molecule: messenger RNA, 1613 nt
Organism: Ixodes scapularis (black-legged tick)
Lineage: Eukaryota; Metazoa; Arthropoda; Arachnida; Ixodida; Ixodidae
Exons: 4
Coding region: 268-1542 (424 amino acids)
Source: RefSeq, a predicted model, not a curated record